Lytechinus variegatus (green sea urchin) is the source of this 3908-nucleotide messenger RNA. RefSeq lists its product as uncharacterized. NCBI's taxonomy places the organism in Eukaryota, Metazoa, Echinodermata, Echinoidea, Temnopleuroida, Toxopneustidae. The record is from RefSeq and is a predicted model, not a curated record. Gene Ontology annotation, molecular function: protein binding. The transcript is spliced from 14 exons. The coding region runs from base 96 to 3539 and encodes 1147 amino acids.
UAGGGGAGAGUGCAUGUUAGCAGAGUACUUGAAGACCAUCUUGGGAGGAGGCUAGUCCUUGAAUCUUUCGUCUUGACAUCAGCAGCAUCCUCAAAAUGGCAACCCCUCCUCUGUCUAUUUUCCUCUUGUUUGCUCUCUUGACAUGGAGCUUGGCAGAUCCUAUGACUUCUGAAGCCACCACGGGUGAUGCUAGCAGCACUAUGUUAGCAAUUAACACAACUGAAGAUACAGCUGAUAUGAUUGAUAUCACAGCAUUAGAAAUCGCAACAACUUUUGAUGACACAGCCAUUACAACAAUCUCAUCUGAAAACACCACAGUGGAAAUGACCACAUCAGUGAUGACAUCUCAAGAGGUUACAACUACUGGGGUUGACAUGACCACCAUGCCAGCAACCACUUUUACUCCAACUACCACAAGAACAGCUAGCACAACUAGGCCUACAAUGGUGACAAGAACUCCAGAUGCUGAUCAGAAUGAUAUAGUCGUCAUCCGAAAAGGAGAGGUUCUUAUCCUUGAUUGCUAUUUGGAGGAAGAUAAUGGAGUGCGGGAGGAGACUUACUGGCUUUUUGAUGGUACACGUAGGUUUAACGGCUCGAGGUUAAGCAUUCCCAACCUGAAUCACACUCACCAUGGACGUGUCAUUGAAUGCGUAAAUAAGACAACUGUGGUGCAAAGAAGGACCAUUCAUUAUCACCAUGUAAAUGUCUUGGCAGUUAAUGAAACUCUGAAGCUGAAUUGUACAUUCGAUCCCACCGCUGCCACCAAUGUCCAAUGGAAACACAGUGUCAACGGCCCUAAAUCAGACUGGAACAUCACUAAACUUGAUAAUGUCACAUCACAGUUGAUAAUACAUGAAGUGACACUAAACGAUACUGGAGUAUACAAAUGCUUGUCCUCACAAGGAGACGUCCUUAAGGUUUUUAACAUCUCAAUAGGAUUUAAACCACGGGUGCCCAAUUUUGUAUGUUCUGGAUGCAACACGUAUGAAUACAGAUGCGAAUGGCCAGAGGUUUUUGACACUCAUUUGCCAACUGAGGUCACCUUUGAAUAUAAAAAUUACAAUCUGCUCUAUCCUAAAUGGUAUGAAUGUGAAAUUGAUGGAAAUGGAUGUGAUGUCCAUACGGCUGGUGACCAUUCUCUCAGAUUGACCAUCACUAAUGAUUUAGCAAGAGUGACGAGCUACGGCGAGUAUAACAAAUUCCUACAUGCCAGGUUUCCUGCACCCCGUAUUAUCAGGAUCGCCUCAUUCACCAAUAAAUUGGAUGUUUAUUGGACGCUAUCUGACUGCGGUAUUCAUAGAUUAACUUCAUAUGGAUUUAUAUUCAGUUAUGAAAAUCCCUCCACAGGGCAAAUACAGAAUAUAACAUUGACAUCGACUGAUGAUAAGCCCAAUCCGAAAGUAUUAGGGAGUAUGACAAGCAAUACAAAAUACUGUAUCAGUAUGGUUGCUUUUGUAAAAAAAUUUGGAAGUCCAAUGAACCUAGGAGACUGGUCUGAUAAAGUGUGUAACAGAACUUUGCCAACAGCACCAGAUGUGAUACUGAAUAUUGCAAAAAAUUACACCAGUGUUCAAAAUGAAGAAAGACUGGAUGAGAGAGAUGUCACUAUCACAUGGAGUGUUAAUCAAAAUAAAAACAGCGAGCAGCCUUUCCAGGGAAUAAGUUCUUUUAAAAUUGAAGUGAGCCUGGAUGAUGAGACCCAAAAUGGAACCAACGCUUCUGUGUUUACCUAUAACAUUGAUGAUCGAUAUCUUUACCUUCUGCCUGAAGACAGGUUCAACUACACUAUUAAAGGCCUUUCCAAGCAUGAGAACUACACAAUCUCUGUUACAGCAGUCAAUUCCAAUGGAUAUUCAAACCCGCAGGAAAUUAAAGUGUCUGCUUUACAGGAGAAAUCUGUGAAAAUCUCAGGAGGUCUUGUUGCUGGGUUAUGCAUUCUCGUCAUCUUUCUCAUCAUGGCCCUUCUUGCAUUUGGAUUCCAGAGACUGAAGAACAAUUCAAAACCUAUGCCAGCGCCUGUAUAUCAUGGAAAUCUGGGCAACAUACAGCCGACUACCAUCGAGAAUGAGGUAUUUGAUGAACUCCCAUCAGUGUUAAAGGAGUCCCAGAGACGGCUUCUGAUGAGCAUGUCUAUAGAGUCCGAAGACUCUCAACUGGAAGACAAAGGCUACAGAACUUCCAGCACAGGCAGCAGUGCUUCAAGGGGAGGUACCUACCCUCCUGGCACACACAGUGGGAUGGUUGAAAAAGUUCCCCUUCUGGAGAUACCAUGCAUCAGUGGAAAUACCGACAAGAAUCACCCAUAUUCCGUACUGUCUCAACUGAUGCCUUCCCGACCCCCUAUUCAGAUGGCACCUGAUGCUGUGGAAACAGACUUGGAUUCUUUGUCGCCAGUAGGUGGACAUUACUCUUUCUCUGAAGAGGGUCUGUCAUUGGGAGGAUCCUCUGACUACAACCAGCUAGAGAGCACCAGGGAUACGUCCUUUCCAAAUCCUUACUACGCUAUGGUUGGUAUGGUUCCUGUGAGAAUUGCAGAUUCACCCAGAGAUUCGGGAUAUGCAUCCGUUAGAAUUCGGAAAUGCUCCUCAGUUGGAUGCGAUGACUGCGCUGAUGAUGAGAUUAGUCAACCUCCAACCCCAGCCCUACCUAAUUGUUCGUAUUUUUCCUCCCUUUCUGAUCGUUCCAAAUCAGCAGGCCAACAUCCUUCCUUGGCACACUCUGAUCCCUGCACAGGUUUGCCAAUGUCUGAGAACCUAACAACGAUUGUAGAAGGUCCAGACCAGUAUGUUCUCCCGUCUGGAUCUGAAUCCAAAUCCCCUGACGCUUGUAACUCUGGUUACGUGGCUCAUGAUGAUGUAUUUUUGGGAAAGCCAGCUAUCACACAACAUGAAUCAUGUCAUAACGAUGACCCUUCUUCUUCUUCACAGUCAUCCCCAGAACAUGCUGUCAUCAUCCACCCCAAACCCCUUGAGAAUAUUAAAUCUCCACAUGAAUGCAUAGAUGACGAAUUCGUUUCAGAUUUAACCAAUGCCCCAGUAAACAUCGGAAGUGGUCCAUCGUCAGCGGCAAUUGAUAAUCUUGUCUCAUGUGGAGCCAGGAGUAACUCAAAGACACCUUCGGAUAAUGGGUUUGUUGACUGUCCACCCACCUCUGCCUCACCCAGAAUCAGACCAAAUGGCAACACUGGGUAUGUCACUGCUGAGGAGCUAACACCACUCCAGAUGUCUUCUGCCGCUGGAGACACCCAUCAGUCUAAACAACCCAUGCAGAAUCCUACAGUUGAGAUGGUUCGCCCUGUUCCCUCACUGAAUGGAAACUUUGGGUAUGUCCAGGCUGAGCAACUCUUGCCACUCAAAUUGUCUUCUGCUGCUGAAGACACCCAUCGGCCUAACCAGCCCUUGCAGAAUCCUAUAGGUAGGACAGUUCUUCCUACACCCUUUCAAAAUGCAAGUGGGUAUGUAGGCCUACCAAUCUCCAGGAAAAAUCCAUCAGGGUACAUAUCAGUGGAUGACUUAUCCAGUACUAAUCUAGGACUUUAGCAAUCUCCAUUGGCCCUGAUCCUGUACUUGGAUUUAAUUUAAGCUCUGGUCUAAAGUUACGGUAAUGGAAAGCCCAUUGUGACACUUAUCUCUAACAGUGUAGCUCAUUUGACACUCUUUUAGAACCGACGGGCAAUCAUUUCUGAAACAGUUCUCUUCAUCAUUAAACCAUGAGCCAAGAACCAAGUAAAGAUAAGAAACACAUGAUGUAAAAAAUAAUUUUGAAUCUUUUGGGCUUUCCAUACUUCAAGAAUGUUGGAUCUUUUCCUUACUUUAACUGUUCAUCAGAACACGGGCCUUUGACAUUGUAUUUUAAACAGAGAUGCCAUCGUUCAGGGCUUUGCUUAUUUUCAUGCUCUUAAGGCCACC